CACUUUAUUCAGGACCUUCUUGAAGUUGCAGCCGGCAACAGCAUGGCUUCAGGAUCAGAGGAAGACGAUGGAGUUAUUCCCCUGGACAUUGAAAAUGUUCACAUGCUCUUACAAGUGGAGCAUGAACAGAUCCAGAAAAGGACAUUUACCAACUGGAUAAAUGCUCAACUUGCCAAGAGAUGUCCACCUUCAUAUGUGUCAGACCUGUUUUUGGACCUCAAAGAUGGUUCACGGCUGCUGGAUCUGUUGGAAGUGAUGAGCGGUCAGUCAAUGAAAAGACAGAGAGGUCGAGGAGUUUUCCAGCAGAGGGCCAACAUUGAGACAGCACUAAACUUUCUCAAGAGAAAAUCUAUCAAGCUGGUGAACAUAAAUAUUCCAGACAUCAUAGACGGACGUCCAUCCAUCAUUCUUGGCCUCGUGUGGACCAUCAUUCUCCGCUGUCAUAUUGAGGAGCUGGCCAGUGCUCUGUCCUUUAGCUCCCGCCAUUCCUCCCUCGACUCUGUAGCGAGCUUAGACUCCUGGUCUGGAAGCCCCAUCCCAGCCAGUCCAGUCCCUUCUGGUCGGGUAUCACCUCUUCAUCGACGGUUCCGCGUUUCCGCCAAAAAGGCUCUGCUCAUGUGGGUCAGGGACCAAUGCAAAAAGGUUAAUUGCACCGUCAACGUGAAAGAGUUUAAGUCCAGCUGGAGAAGUGGGGAGGUCUUUCUGGCCAUCCUGUGCUCGCUCAGACCAGAACUGGUGGAUCUAUCAAAGGCCCAGACCAGAAGCAGUCUGGAGAACCUGGAAGAAGCCUUUCAUCUGGCUGAAAGGGAACUCCACAUUCCUCGUCUCCUGGACCCCCAAGAUGUUGAUGUCAAGGAUCCUGAUGAAAAGUCCAUUAUGACUUAUGCUGCCCAGUUUCUGCAGUAUUCCAAUGACAUGCCAUCGCCUGAAGACCACCUGCAGGUGUCGCCUAGUGAGCGGACGCAGGAUGUGACUUGUUGGCUGCAGCAGGCCUAUAAGGAGAUUUCAGAAACAUGGACAGCCACAGAGGGAUCAACUUAUGCCGAAAAAUAUCAGGUAUAUGAAAGCCUUACUGCUUCCUUUGCUGAGCAGAGAAGAUUGGUUAUGCGUCUCCUUGCAGCCACACGACGAUGCCCAGAACUAGACCAAGAACAGCAAGCCCUGAGGACAGCAUGGGAGCGACUGGAGCAAGAACUCCGAAGGUGUGAAGCCGAUGUGGAGCAGAGUCUCCCUCCUCCUCUGGACUCGGUCGUGAUGUGGCUGCAGAGAGGAGAGGCUGCGCUAACAGAAGAGGGAAGGGCAGCGAAAGAUCAUGUAGAAGCUGCCAAACAGGCAAGAGCAAAGCAAGACCAACUAAAGACAUUAAUCAAGGAGAUGAAUCAUUAUGUGAAGCUCACUGAUACUUAUCAUAAUGUGGAUGAUUCCGGAAAUAUGGCAGUGCCUCAAGAAAAGCUUGACGACAUAAAGAACCGUGUGACUGGCAUUCGAGUUUCUGCAAAAUAUGAAAUCAUAAAGCUAGAAUAUGAGGAAAAUUACCACACGGUGCAGGAUCUCCUGAGAGAAGUCAGGGCGAAGGUCCAGACCUGGAAAGCUCCUUACACAUCCCAGGAGUCCGUUCAGGUUCUUCUGCUUGACUGGCAUGAAACAAUAGAGCAUCAGGGAUUGCUCUUAAUUUUGAUUGAUGCUCUACAAAGCUUGAAGGACAAGAUGAAUGUUUAUACCAGCAAAGCUUCUCUAGGUGGAGAUUCCCAGCGUGUCACUCGUCAGGUGAAGGAAGCAGAAAGCGAAGCAGAGCUGGUGAAACAGAGUACGGCAACUGCUAAGGAAAUGAUGGAGAGAGUGGUGUCUGCAUGGGAUGUGUACAGUAAGAGCCUUUCUUCUCUUGAGGCAUGGCUGGCUCAAUCUACAGCUGCAGAAACGCAGGGUGUGAGCGAGUGGGCUUCAUGUCAUGCUCAGUUAAAUGAGGUGGGAAACUUCCUUAGUGAAAUGACAGAAGCUUCGGUUAGACUCACUUUGGUGAAACAAAUCAGCAAAGUCAACCUGCAGUGGGCUGAACGCAUGAAAAAGACUGUGUUUGAAGUACUUUCAGGACCCAAAGUCGGUUCCUCUUCUAUCCAGAUGUCAGAUUCAUUAAUACAAGAGGCUAACUUGCUCAUGAGACUGCCACUGGAGGUAUCUUCAGUCCCUUUAAAGGAUAUGAGACAAAAACUACAGUCCAUGAGAACAAAGCUUGGAGAGGUAGAUGUGUCGUCUAACAUCCCUUCUGCAGACCUUCAAACACCCCUUAAAGAAAACCUGAAGAAAACUCUCCUAAAGCUUGCUGAAACCGAAAGGUUAUGUGGGGAACUGCAGAGAGGAGCAUCCAAACUUGAAGGAUGUGUGGCUGAACUGGAUCACUGGAGCACAGAAGCCCUGGACUGUUAUGAGCAGCUGAUGGAAAAGAAACGCAAAGGAGGGCGCUCUGCAUUUGAUUCUGCUGUCAAAGUGUUAAUCUCUCGUGGGAUGAUGCUAACACAGCAGGUGGUAGCUGAGUGGCAGUUCCUGGAAGACUUUGUUUCUGAGCAACAAAAAGCCUCUUUGCAACAUUUAAGUAGAGCUGACAUGCAGGUCCGGAUUGCAGCCACCGUCUCUCAAACUCAAGAGAUACUUGAAAAGUUAAGUUCCUGUGGAUUCAAGAAGCAAAUUGGUGACUUCUGUGAACAGAUACAACUGUCUGAAACUCUCCAUCCAGAAACUGGGUCAUAUGUUCAGGCCAGAACCAAACAGAUUGUUCAGGCCAGAACCAAACAGAUUGUUCAUGUUAAACGGCAAAUUCCAGAACUGGUUCAGGUUCCUGAUCAGGGAACAACACGUCUCCAGGUUUCAAAACUCCAGCCAUCAAGCACAGAGGAGAGGAAAGGGACUGUAUCCCUGGUUGAAAUAAAAACCACGCCUGAGCCUGUCAUGGUACCAGUACGCCAGCAUCAGGGUUCUGUUCAAACUGAACAUCCUGCUCUGUCUAUACAUGCAGCGGGGUCAGUUACAGUGGAAACGAAGCGUUCAUCUUAUUCACACGGUCAAAGUAUCAAACAAAAGUCGGGAACAGCGUCGCAACCAAACAUCAAACUGGCACCAAGUCAAACCCAGCCACCGCCGAUGAUCCGCAGUGAGGUUCACUCUAAAGCCCAGUCGAUGGCCAGGAGCAGACUGGAGAAGGCCAGGGUUCGCCUGCAGGGACGCAUACAGCAAGCUAUAAAAUUAUUCGGUGGCAGAGAGAUGACUGAGUCACACAUCAAGAAAAAACAGAAAGCUCUUAACAUUCUUCAGCCUGCCAUGCUCGAUGAGUUUCUGGGGGCAGUGGAAGCUUUUGGGGCCUUCUGUUCAGGGCCGCAGCUCCAGGACUUGAUGCUUCUCUCUGACUCAGUCAGAAACCAGUGGGAGGGUGUGCGCCGGGAAAUGGCUGACUUUAUUUCCAUCCAAAAAUGUAAAAUCAAAGUAGAGCAGCCAUUUUCUGUUGGUAUAACUUUUACUAAUGCUCUGCAUGAAGCUGCUGACCAGACUGACCUCAGUUCCUUGCAGCACGGCCAUCAGGACGUUACCCAGGGGACUGGGUCAAUAGAGGAACGUUUUCAAGUCCUUGGAGAACUUUGUGAAACCCUGACACUAGAGAAAUCCUCCCACUUGCCAACAGACCCACAGACAGAACCUGACAAAGAGCAGAAAACCCAACUUAGUGUGGCAACAUUCCUGCCUAAGAGCAGGGGACGGCAGCUUGAGGUAAACACCCCACUGAGUCUGGCCGACAUGCAGCCAAGCUGCAGUCUCACUCCAGUGCAGAGCCUUGACAGGGCACAACCAGACAUCUUGCCCUUAGGCAAGGGAGUGCAUGCUCAAAGACUCGAUGACGCCCUCCAGCUGCGAGUUCAGGACGUCCCAUCAGGGAAGACGGACCACUUGAUGCAGAGCCAAGGAGACGGGUGGGAGAAAAAGGAGAAGCCUUCACUACGAGCUGAAGAGCAGCUGCUGCGAGCUCGCCUGCUGCACCUUCCAGAGAGCAAUCAGCAAGCACAAAGUCACAUACAGGCAGUUGUUAGGAGUAACACUGUGGAGAGCAAACAGGAGGCAGAAUGGACCGUCAUCCCAGAACCAGCUGUCCUAACACAGAUGGACCCCCCUCCUAAAGAGGAUCCACAAGGAAGAAAAAUAGAGCCUCUGAAAAAAGCCUCUUAUCUGAUGGAGUCUGCAGACAAUCGGAGGACAAUAACAGCACAUAAACUGGAUCAGAAAGUCAGGCGCUCUGUGGACGUCUCCUCUCUAAUGUUGGUUGAAUCCACAGUGUUUUCAGAGCUUAAGGAGAUUGACGAAACACUGAAGGAGGAAAUGGGAAGGCUAUCAAAGCGGGGGUCAUCGCAGCCAUCCCUCUGCCAGCCACUCCUCAGUGAUUUUUCUCAUCUGGAGCAGCUCAGACAGCAGCUGGAGGAGGUUCAGUCCACUAUACGUGACCUGGAUAACUUCCUGGCCACCCUGAAAAACAUCAAGGCUGAGAACCCAACCCUGAUGGCGAACUGGGACCCCUAUCAAGAAGGGGAAAGACUAUCUGGACAGUCAACAAUGGAGAGACUGAAGCAUGCUAUGGAGAAAUCUCAUAUUAUUGACAAUAGUUUAAAGGCGAUUGGGAUGACUCUGACCAUGGAUGGUGCUUCUGUUACAUGUCAGGUGUUGGUAGACCUUGUGUUUGAGCAGAUGACAUCCAGAAGUAAAGAAAUCCAAAACAGAGAGGAAAUGGGUCUCAAAGAUACAUGGAGAAAUGAUUCAGCAAAGCAAGACCAGGACCAGUCUGCUACAAGUGUUAAAGAAGAAGAAGAAUCAAUGUUGGAGGUCAAAAGGAUGAAACAGGAAGGAGACAAUAAAUCAGAAAUGCAAAAGCUUCAAGAACACAAAGUUCAGAUAUGGAGAUCUGAAGAGGGUUUCUUAAAAAACAAAGACCAGAGACAAAGAACCACCAACAGUCAGGCUGGGAGAGAUGAAAAUGAUCAUGAGAGUUUGGUUCAGAGAAAAUCUGCGUUAUUAGAUGUGCUGGGAGAGACCAAGGCUGCAGCAGAGAGGCUGGAGCUAAUGGAAGCCUCAAUACCUGCUCUGCAGCAGAGGACGCGUGCUUUGACAGAGCUGGAAAGCCGUCUUGCCAACCUCGGCUCUGAGGUACAGUAUAUACGUGAUGCUUUUUCAAAACCAGGAAUUCCAGAGGAGAACCAGAGCAGUGAAACUGAGGGUCUCUGGAAGGAGACGAUGAAAGCCACAUCAGAACGGUUGGAGCAGACUGUUUUCCUGACAGAGCUGCUGAGGAAAUUUCAGAGCAUGCAUAGUGAGCUUAGUGGCACUCUGCAGAGAGCUGAGACAACCAUAGGUGAACAAGCAUCCUACAUAGGAAGAGACUACCUGCAGAGGCUAUAUUCUAAGGUUAAGGAAACUAAAGAAGAGUUAAAUGGUCUCGGGGAUGACAUAGAGGAGGUCCGCUGUAUCUCUAGACAAUUUCAGUCUAUCCUGCGUCAGAUCCCAGGCUGCAACGCUGCUCCAUUUGAGAGGGAAGCGGAUGCACUCAUGGAUCGCUGGCUGGAUUUAUCUGAAAGAACCGAUUCCCACCUUGAAAACUUCCAUCUUUGCUUGACCAUAUGGGAUGGACUCCUGCAGAUGGGGGAGGAAGUGGAGAGUUGGACCAAAGGUAGAAUAGCUGUGCUUUCUCAGUGUCCCUCUUUCCAAACUGAGGACGACGUAAAGGGAUUGCAGAAUGAGAUUAUGACCCAAGAGGAGAGUGCAGAGCGUUUCCACCAAAGAGUUGCUGAGAUUCAGUCGCUGCUUCAAAGCGCAGAGACUCCUCUGGAGCUGCAGGUGGCUGAGACUCAGAUGAAUAAGAAAAUAGAGCAAGUGAAGGAGCUUUUUUUGGAAAGUAAGGAGGUGUAUAACCAGAUGGUGGCCACUAUGGGACAAAUUUCUGAAAGGAUGACAGAAUCUCUCAGCUCCCUCCAGAGGAUUCAGGACUCCCUCCACAAUCUCUCUGGUCAUGAUGUUGAGACGGUGCUGGGGAAACUUAAGGAAUUAUGUCGGCAGCUCCACACUGAAGAGGAACAGGUGCAGAGUUUGCUGGAGGAUGUGCAGGUUCUGGCCUCCAUAGCCACACCUGAGAGCCUCCAGAGUCUGUCUGUCAGUGGGAUUAAGCUGGAAGAGAAGAUCAAAAACACUCACCAGCUUUUCUCUGAAGUGGAGGAGCAGACUGAGAGGAAUAUAAAACAUUUGGACAGGCUGCGUAUGGAGAAGGAGCAGCUGGAAAAGUGGCUUCACACAGCUGAGGAAAAGGCACUGAAGGUGAAGGAUCGUAUUCUUCUGCAAGAGGAAAUUCUUCACGAAAGGGGGAGGACAGAGCUUAUAGCUAAGCUGGUAUCAUCUUUAAGAAGCAGCAGCCUUCCUCAGUCUUUGCUUCUGGAUCAGAGCAGUGAACUGCUAGAACGAUACCACAACCUUCUCACAAACAUCGGAGGUGGCUUACAAGAGGCGACCCCUUCGAUGACAAAUGAUUUGGAAAUAUUUCAGGGUUUGGUCAAAUCCAUUCAGUCGUGGCUUGACGAUCUGAGACGGAGUGUGGACUUUCCUCUCGCUGAUGCUUGUGAAAUAAGGACUUCCGCAGAGCAGAGUCUUCAUUGUGCUCUGGCUGUGUUAAAUGUAACAACAGUAGCAGAAGGUUGCCUAAAGGAGCUCAGAGUUACUGGAGAUUGUCUGAUCCAAAGAUUACAGGAAGAAGACCUAAAACAAAAGGUUCAGGCAACGAUUCAGAAAACAGAGGAAGAGUGGAAGAACCUUUUAGAAUCAGUUCAGCCUUAUUACAGGGCGCUGCAAGAUGAUUUAGAGCUCACCUCGCUGUAUCUGACCAGCAGACAAGAGGCCUGCUGUAAAGUGAAGGAGCUGCAGCUCCAGGCUGAACAGCUUUCUGCUCCCUUCCCCUGGCCGGGCACAGCUGAGCGUGCACAGGCCUCCCUCCUGGCCCGUCAGCUGGAGGCUGAAUCCGAAUCACUGAACUUAACUCUAAUAAACCUGGAGGAGAAGAGAAUUGAGCUGGCUAACAAAACCAGGAACCCUGUGUGGAAAGAUUCCUCCUGGGAUGAGUUAGAGACCCGUCAGUCAGCACUUAUGGCAACAAUAAAGGGUUUGUGUGCGCGGCUUGAUAAAGGUUUGAGUGAUGAAGAACACUUUGACCAGUUACUGAAAGAGUGCCGCCAUCGUUUGACAGCUCUUUAUGAGAGGAUAGCAGCCUUCCAAAGCCCAAAGGACAGCUUAGGCGGUCUGAAGCCUGAUGCAGAAGCUCUGGAGGCUUUGCUGAAACAAGUUGCUGAAAUUGAAGAAGAUCUGUUAAUGCUUGUGACGCUGAGGGACUCCUUUAUAGCCAGUUCCACAGCAGAAGGCCAAGCCACCCUUUCUGAUCAGAUCAGUACUCUUCAAAACCACAAGAGGGCAAUAGAAUGUGGCCUCAAAGAACUCAUUCAACCCUCAAUCCUGCAGGAAGAAAAAAUUCAACAAGUUAGGAGAAGAGCUUUUCUCAUACAGACAGAUCUAAGCAGUCUGGCCAAAAAUGUGGAGGAGCUGUCUGUGUUGCCAGAUAUCCGCCAGGUGACACAACAGCAGCAGGCAAUGCAGGACUGUGAUAAAAGGAUGACAGAGUUGGCUACCAGAGUUAAUGACCUGAAGAGGAUGAGAGAAACACAGGAAACGCUUCCUGCAGAGGCAGCUUUUACCAUCAGCACUGUUUUAAAAGACCUUUCCAGCCUCAAGUCAGUUUUCAACCAGAAGAAGCAAGAGUAUUUAGAAGUAACCGCUGAGACAGUAAGAGGACUCAUCGGAGAGCUACAGCAAUGCAGCCGAGCCGCACAAGUUCCAACAUCAUCACGCAGUCAGGUUGAUCAGGAUAAAUGUUUCCAGCUUCAACAGACACUUUGCGACGUUCUCGCCCAGCGGGGCCUUUUUGUAGAUAUUCUUGGAGAAGAAGUGAUGAAAACUGCAUCAGAGGUUCUAAAUGAAAGUCAACAAUUAAGUGAUUCUCUUUCUAAACGCCUGGUCGGUUGUGAACGAAUGCAAAUGGAGGAGCGGCCAAACCAAGGUGAAGAUGGCUGUUUAAGCGAUGAAGAUGGAACCACAUGUUUAGAUGUAGAGGAAAAAGCUGCAGACAUGUGUGAUUUUGCAUCAACACCUGCAACAGACACAGACAGUCACCAAAAUGGUGACAAAAGCCAGAAUUUAACCCAACCUCAAACCUGUCUACCAGGAGCGUUAAAGGAGGAAACUGAUCCCACCAAAUCGACUCAAGAAGACAGCUCUAUUAUGAGUAAAAAAGGAAUUAUCAUGGAGGUUAACAAAGAUGAUGAUUUAGCUAAAAUUCAAGCACCAUGCUCCGACAGCAAAGAUGUGUCAGAAACAAAAGUGCCUUCAUUUGGUUCAGGAAAAAUAAACCAACAGAUUUCAGCUGAGUCAGAUUAUGAUAAUCAAAGUCAAUUGGGGGUGAUACCAUCUGGUAAUACUACAGAGAUAUUUACAACCGAGACGCUAAGUAUUGAAGUGUUGCACAGAAGCUUUACCUCAGCCUUGGUCUUAGAUCCAUCUGAUUCAGAUAGUCCUAACAGAAGCAGUAAUUUACCUAGAAUCACACCACUAAAAGAAUCAUCUGAAUCAACCAUUCAGACCAUUUACCAUGUGGGUAAACAUCUCCCAACAGAAUCUGAUAAAUGUGAUGCCUUUAAAGAAAAAUAUUCUGUGAGCUCAACAGAAGUUUUUAUGGUCAAACCUGAGGUGGAGACUGAAAGAAUGCAGCAAGAGGAAAACACGACUAUGUGCAAUCCAGAUGUGCUUAGGUGCAGUCAGGAAAAAGAUCUGACUGAGUUCCCUCAGAAGGCAACUGGAUUCUCCCCAGUAGGAGUCCAUCCAGAGUCAGACAAACCUCCCUGUAUGAAAGCUGCACAUUCAGAGGCUUUUAAGGAAGGUCUCUGUGCAAAGGAAGACAGGCAUGAUAAGCUAGUCAGUGGAAGUCAAGAUAAAGUGUUCACCGUAGUGUUGGACAUGCAUUCAUGGGACAUACAACCAAGUGGAUACACUGGGGCCAGCAGCCCAGAUGGUUUCAGGUGGUCCCUAGAGGCUCAACACUGUGAUAUAAAGCUAGAAGAUAAUUCAAACAGUGGAUUUAGUGAGAAGAAACCAACAUGUUUACCCAUUUCAGGCAGCCCUGGGUUGCAUGUAAAAGAACUGGAGUCUGAAGCAACCUCCCUGGUUUCCCAAAUUAAAAGUAAGGAGAAUCAAUCAACCCAAUCAAAGUAUGAAGAGGCGCUGACAUUGUCUAAAUCACAUAUGUUUGAGACUGAGCAUUCAGCUGAAACAACAUUUCAAGUCAGCAAAAAGGAGCAGAACAUCUGUCAAGCUGAAGGAAAACCUGAGAGCCCUGCCCUGUGCUCUGCAGAAGAUCCAGUGCCAAAUCAAGGGGAAAUCGAAACUGCAAUGCAAAUGAAUACAAGUAACAAUAAACACAUAAUGACUGGUUACGGUGGAAUGAACAACGGUGAGGGGGCAGCGCAGGGAGGAGCUUCUGAUUCUGAAUGCGCAGAUGGGAAACACUGUGCAACACCAACAGGACGAGAGAGUCCUUCACUGCUGGAUGGACAAAACAAACGGAAACCAAAUGGAGUGCUGCAGGAAACUGUGUUACCACUGGUGAAGUCUCAGAGCAGAGAAAGCAUGGAGCCUGAGAGGAACCUGCCGGGGUUACAAUGUGGUCCAGGUGCUGAAGAGCUGACAGGUGGAUCACAAGGAACCUACAACUACAGUUCCACCUUACAAGAAAGAUUAUCUGAGAUUCAAGGCUCAGUGGAGCAGAGUCACAUCAUAAAGGGGACACCUCAUAUGGACCUAAACCUAAAGUCCUCCCAUGAUGAUGAAGACAUUCGAUUAGCACGGACGGUUCAGCAUGUUUUGGCUUGCCGAUAUCAACCAGCACGGCUAAAUAGCACAGCAAUGGCUAAGCAAUUAAAGGAUGCCAGGGAAUUAAGGCAAUGUGUGCAGGAGCAAAGGGCUGCUAUUAAAAGCAAUGCAGCAACAUUUUCAGAUCCAAAGGCUUUAGAAAGAGCUGAGAAAGAAUGGAGUUCAGCUUUACUGGAUGCCUCUGUCACCGUGCAAGUCAAAGAGGCUCAGCUGGAUCAGGUUAAGCAAUAUCACCUGAAGAAGAAGAUCAUCACAGCUUUCCUUGAGGUUAUAGCAGCAGAGAAGGAAAAACUGAGCCCAAAUGCCUUGGAAAGCAGUUCCCUUCUGGCUGAAAAACUACAUGCACUGCUGCAAACAAUGGAACAGAAGGAAUCAAUGAUAGAAGAUUUGCUCUGCUUAAGUAGCCAGUUGUCAGUCCACUUGAGUGAUGCAGAGACUUCCGUUGUUUUUGCUCAGCUUGGGCAUUUUCAGGAGGAAUGGAGGCUCCUUAAAGGAAGCAUCAAAAGAGCUGAUCAACAGGCAUCAAAUUCCGCAUGUCAGGCAAAGCUUAUUAUAAGCGAGACUGAAAAGCUUAAAACCAAACUUGAAGCUCUUUUGAAAUUUAAAAAUAACAAUAUAAGUUCUUCAGACCUAGAUGAUCUGACCACAGACCUAAAAGUGUACCAGCAGCUCUACCUACAUUUACAGUCUCAGGCGGCUGUCCUCAUUCGUUUUUCUCUGGGUCAGAAGGAAAAGACUGCAAUUGAAGAAAAUCUUCAUAAUCUAAAAUCCUUGCUCUGUGUCACUAAACACAAUCUUGACUCUUUAGCAGAAAGCUGUGAAGGCAGUUCUCCAAGUAAAAUUAACAACCAACAUCAACAGUUGAUCAUUUUGAUCAAACAAGCAGAAAAUCAUAUUUUUUCUGGUAAAAAGUUGUCUCUUUCUCCAGAGCAGGCUUGUCUUCAGAUUGCUGAAAUGAGGGAAUAUCAGAUGCAAGCUUUGUCUAGACAAGAUAAGAUACAGACGCAGGUUGGAGGGCUGAGAGAUGAAGCGUCUCAAUUGGAAAAUGGAGACCCUGGAGUAUGUAAAACAGCAGACCUGAAUAAAACUCUUGUUGAAAGAUUUGAUCACAUUCUUGAAACCAUGAAAAAUGCCCUUGAUGAAAGGAAGAAAGUUUUGUGUGAGUUUUCCAGCUUGGAUGGCUGGGAAUCAGAAACAUGCAUGAAAAGAGAGUCCUGCAUCCAUGUAAGGGAUGUUUCGAAAGCUGACCUCAGUGAUUUAGAGAGGGAGCUGAAAAGUCAUCAGUCAGCAGCAGUCAAGUUGGAGACCAAACUCAAAUUAGUGGAUUCACUUUCAGACCGAUGCACAAAAUUAGCUGUCGAGCUGAGUCUUUGUGAGAACCUUUACCUUGUCGACAGGCUUUCAGGCCUUUGGGCAGAAUUCCAUGGACAGCUAGCUCAUGAGAAAGCCAUUUGCUGGGAACUGGAGGUGCUAAUCCAUGAGAGAACAUCCUCUAAUGAGGAGUUAUCGACCAUCAAGGCUAACUUAGAGCAAACAUCUCUUGCUUUGGAGAAACAGAACUUCUCUUUGACUGAUCUGAAUAAUACUCUGUCAGUGAUUACACAUUUACAGCACAAGCUAAUAGAACAUCAGUGGGAGGUUCAAGGGCUUCAACAUUGCCAGGAGGAUCAAAGAAACUCUGUGCUGUGCUUCAUUGGGGAACUGAAUGACCAGUGCAAAAUCCGACGAAUAAAUGCUGUUGAUCAAAGCAGAUACUUAUACCUCAGAGGACAAACGGAGGCAUCCAUGGAAUGUACCAAAAGGCAAAUCGAGGAGGCUAAAAAUCAGUCAGUGAGCAUAGCUAAGAGAUUAAGACUGUGUCGGACAUUGCUGGUUGAACUUACCCUUGUCAGUAUUCAAUGUCAGGAUACCACCAAUCAGUUGGAAGCUAUAGCCAAUGAGUUGCAGUCAACUGAGCUUAAUUCAGAGAGGGAAAAGCUUCAGCACAUGGUAGAAACGCUGAACUCCUGGGAGCAUUCUGUCACGGACGAUAUGAAAAAUCUGGAGGCACAGUUUUUGACAGGUCUUCAAUUUUCAUUUGAACUUCCCACAUUGAUGGAGCUGUUACAGAGAGCUAAGAGGCAACUGGAAAAAAUCAAACAAGUCCAGGUAGAUGAAAAAGCAAUAGAUAAUGCCAUAUCACAGUGCUGCUUCAUUAGGACAAAUGUAGAGUCUGGGAUACGAGUGUUGGAAAGCCUGGCACAGAAAGAUAACGUCAACCUAGAAAACUACAAGGAGCUGUAUUCUCUCAGAGACGUUGUAAUGCAAGAGGGUCAUUCAUUGAUGGUCAAUCUGUCUCAGGCCAGGGAAUCCUUUAAAGACUAUCAAUGGGCUGCUCAAGGAGCAAUAGGCUUCCUUCAUAAUGCAGAGGCAACCUUCUUGUCUGCUCCAGGAAGGUUUUUGGAUUGUACCCAGGAGCAAAGACAGACCCAAGAAGCUUUGGAAGUUCUUGAAGAUGGCUUUCAAGCUCACAUUCACCAUCUAGUGGAAAAGGUGCCCCAGCAUUGCUGCCUCUCAUGGCCAGAGACUGAGAGCCUUCAUAUCAGCAUCCUCAGCCAGUUGCUAGUUGGGAGAGCUGUUUUGGAAGCUCAGGCAAAACUCAGACAGGAAUGCUUGGAGAGGUGUGAAAUAAGGCAACAAACCCAUAAAAAGUGGCAUGAAGAUGUUAAGCAGGAACUCUUACAUCUUGAAUCCAAGAUUUCAGAAUGUGCGUCAGAGCUGGUGACAUCAUAUGAAGAGUGCAUCACUCAGCAGAAAAGAGCUAAGGUUCUAAAAGAAGAUCUUCAAACCAUGGCUGGAAAGUUGGAUGACCUGAGAGGUGGAUGUCCAGUUCAGGGUUGUGGAGUUGGAAAGGAUGGUGAGCUUUGUGCCCUCUGGAGACACUGGACGUCGUUAAGACGAGGCGUGGGCCUCCUGUUGGCCCGUGCAGAACAGAAGGGAGAGGAAUGGAAGGACAUUACAACAAGCAUGGAGCAGAGUUGCAGCUAUUUGGCCAGUCUUCAGGCCGAGCUGCCAGAUGCCUCCAAUGUGAGUUUCUCUCAAAAGGAACCCCAAGAGCUUCUGGCGCAGGUGGAGCUGCACCUGUCCGGUUUGGAUCAGGAGCAGCAGGCACUUUUGUUCCUGGAACAUCGGCUGAUGCACGCUUUGGGCCUAAAGUUUUCCCAGGAUUCCAACAACCUUGGACAGAUUGGCAACGCACGGGAGAAGAUCCAAGAGAGCAUUAGGAGCUUGAAAGAGAAAAGCCUUCUUCUUAAGGCUGCAGCAGAAGAAGAGGAGAAAAAGAGACUUCAGGUUCAAGAAGAAAUACAAGAUGUAGAGAAAAAAAUGUUUGCAGUCUUAUCAAAGCUGGAAAUGAGUUCAAAUCUAAUCAAAAAGCAGGAAUUGCAAGAAAACAUUUUCUGUGUAAAGAGUCAACUUGAACGUAUCAUGGGAAGCCUGGAGAGUCGAUAUACAGAAAUCCCAACAGAUAUCGGAAAAAAGAUUCAAAAUCUCAAACAAUUUGCGCAGAAUGCAGAAGAAACGCUUUUGGAAAUGGACAACCCAGUCAGGAUUCUGUCUCGUAGAGUGAAGGAACUGGGUUCUGGUUUGGAUAAAAUAAAAACGUUACUGGAGCAGAGAAGUCCAACAAUUAAAGAAGCUCAGGAUGUCCUCAAGUGUGUGUGGGAUGAACUGGAUGCUUGGCAUAGCAGCUUAAUGCUCCUCGAGAGUGAAGUGCAGGAUCUUGCAGAAGACCACCCAAAUGAGGCCCAGGUUCUAAUGGACCAGCUCACAGAACCAUCUCAGCUCUAUCGGAAUGCAUCCCUGAUGGCUGAGAACCGCACCUCCUUCCUCAGCAAGAUUCCAGCCUGCCUUCAAGAUUUUGAAGACACAACAGACAGAGCGUCCAACUGGAUAGCAGAAGCCCAGUCAUGGCUCAGCAAUCCCUGCAUGUUUACAACAGCUAAAAGUCUGCACAAUCAUGUCAAGUAUAUACAGUUGAUCCUGGAGGACUCGAAGAGGAUCAGACAUACCCUGAAAACGUUUAAAUCAAUGCUGGAGGAGAUCUCUGCUGUGUGUGACGUCAGCAGUCAGGAAGAAAGGCUGGAUCAAAGAGACCAUGAGGUUCAGGAAAUGCUACAGACCAUCAUUCAGCCACUCGCAGAACUUCAGCAGUUCACUGAGAUAGUAGAGAUGGUUGAAGCUGACAUUAAGGGCAUGGAGAAAAACGUCACAAAAAUAAGGACCAUAUUAUACUCCAUGGACGAUGAAGACAUAACUCUGACAGAACAUCUUUACCACUGUGAGGCAGUAUUGUCCCAGAUUCAGACAAUGCAGAAGAGGUUAGAAGAUAUGGAGAAUUGGAAAAUGGAGGUCAACCUACCUGAAAGAGCAGAAAACCUGGUGGUCUUCUCCAAAGCCAGAGUGCUUAUUGAACAGCUGGAUGAGUUGGAGCAAAUAACCAUGGAGGAAAAGUCUCUGCUGGAGAGCAAAAUAGAGGAACAAGAAUCAACUGUCUCUAGUUCUCCUGAAGAGAUGCAGAUCCUGGAGAACCCUGCUCAUAAAGGCUUUUACCAGGAGGCUUUUGAGGUGUCUUAUUCUGAGGAAGAGGUGUAUGAGGGAGAUGAGAGUCACUCUUCUUCCUCUGACACUCUAACAUGCAGUAUUCCAGAGGACCUGGAGGAGACUAUCAAUCUUUCACAUGAACAAAGGGAGGAUAUGUCUGAAAUGAAUCCUCAGGAUACUGUAAAGGAGGUGGAGAGCACGGCUCAUGAAGCAGAAAAAUAUUCAGAAGAGCCUGGAGGUGGUGUUUUGUAUUUGAAGCCUGGGUUUGAAGAAAUGUUUGGUCAGAAUGCUGGAACUGGAGAUGUGAAAGAAAAGGUUUACCAAACCCUUAUUCCGGAAACUGUGACUGAGAGUGGUUUGAAUGAUGAACCCAUUACUACAAAUGAAAGGAACGUUACUGAAGCUUCUUCAGCCCUGCAAGAAUCAUCAAAACAGGAGACAUUUGACAUCAGUCCACAAUUAAACUCACCUUUGAUAGAAACUGCAGUUAAAGACACACAUCUGAUUCCUUCAAGACCUAUUACACCAUUUUGGAGGAAGAAAGCCUGCGAUGAGCACAAAGAAGAUGAUGACACACACUUAUGUUUGUCUCCGACUAACCAUUCACAUGCGGAAGUCUUAAAAGGUUUGAAAGAGCCAAAAGAAGUCAAUUUAAGUACCUAUAGAGGAAUGAGAGGAACUCAAAAAUCCAAGGAAAUUUCUGAUGCUGCACCUGGUUCUCCUGGUUACGAAGAUGAUGUGGAGAAUCCGCCCUGGAGUCGUCUUUGUAUCCAUAUUUCCACAAAACUGAGCUUUUUAAGAAGAGCUUUGGACGACAAGCAAACCAUGAUCUGUACAGAUGAUGGAGAGAAAAGGAAAACGGUUUCAGAGGAAGAGAUAUCUGCUUCAUCAGCUCUACAACAAAUACAUGACACCACUGCUAUGAUGGGACAAAUGCUUUAUGAGGUGACGGCCUCAAGUUCUCCCCAUCUAGAUAUAAAGAAGAAGAUGUAUGAGACUGUGCAGAGGGUCCUCCAUUGUCUCAACUCAUUAACCCACCUUCUAACUAAUAAGGAAAGCUUAGCAGGGGACCCUCAAUUGAGGCUGCUGCAGCUGGAGUGUUUAUCAGCUCAGCUGGUCACUAUGACUGAGCUGAUGGGUAAAAUGGAAUCGCAUAUCAGACCUUCUUUACUGGUGGAAGAAUCAGAAGCUCAAAGCUGUUUGACGUCCCUUCAGGAUUAUCUUCAUAUGGUCCAGCUUCUCCUCAACUCCUCCCACAAUCAGCUGGUGAAACACUCAGGGCUACAGAACCAAGAUCAGACUCCCUCCUCCGACAUUUUGUCUCUCCUGGAUGCAUUUGACAUAGGACAUUGUGAGACCUUCCCAGAACCGAAUAGUGCUCUCAGUUUGGAGUGUGCACUGGGCAGCUGCUUGAGAGUGAAUACAGGGGGAAAAGAGGAACUUCAGCUGGCCUCUCAACUGUUGCUUCAGGGGGUAACUCGCCUCCUGAAACAGGUGGAAGACAGUUUAACAGCAAAAUGGACCAGCCAUAUUCCCAACCGCAGCAAACUUCAAGUUGCUCUCUGCAGACGCAAGAAACUCCUCCAGGUCUUCAGAUCCCAGCUGUCUUUUCUUCAGUUUAUUUUCCAACAUGAACCUAAUGCACUUAAGAGCAAAGAAGAUGAAUGGCUGCGUCUGGAGGCCAGGGCUAAAGAUCUGCAGCAACAAGUUCUGGAGGAAGAAGUUACUUCUCAAAAGAGACUUAAGGAUUGGAUCCUUUGGGAAAAGCUUUGUGGUCAACUUGGAAGGAUGUUGGAUGAGUCUGAAGCCUUUAUAGGUAGAGAACCUGAAGGAGAUGAUGAUGAGGAGAAGACAAUAGAAAGGAGACUACAUGCCUGUGAGCAAACUCUGCUCCAGCUGGAAGAGAGCAGAGGUCUGUUGGGAGUGCUUCUCGAUCACAGGGCGGAUCUGCAGGCAGAGCCAUGGUUCAGUACCUCGGUCAGACCGGCAGGGGGCGCUCUGGAGCUGAGAUGGAAAAGUGUCUACAGACAUAUAGAACAAGAGAUCCUGCGCCUAAGAAACAUCCAGGAAAGCAGGCACAGAUCGGCCAGAUUCCAGGCCGACCUUCCUUUGGUCAGUGAAUGUCUGCUCGGUGCCAGCAAACACCUGAAGACUUUGUCAGAUCUGGCAGAUUCCUCAGACCUGGGUCAGGAGACUCUUCAAAGAAGUUUGGUUGAGCUGCUGGACCUCUCCAUGGAGCUGGAAGCCACGUCUGCACAGAAAGAGUCACUUUCCAAAGAGGUUACUCGACUUCUCCACCUAAAGGAAGCUGAUUGUCCUGAACUGAGAGGUCAGAUCUUACAGCUGGAGGCCAACUGCACCCAGCUGACCUCUGACCUUUCCAAGAUACAGGAGCUUCUACUGCAGCGCCUGGUGCCUGCCCAGCCACCACUAAAUAUGCUGCCUAGACUGGAGAAGUGGAUGAAGGAAAGGGAAGCGCAGCUGAACCGGCAGAAGGAAAGAGUCCCAAAGGCCCAAAACGCAGCUGAGAUUGCUGAAAUUCUGCAGCACUGUCGGGUGUUAAGGAUAGCUGUGGGCAGUCUUCAACAACUCAUUGAUUUUAUGUCUCAGCCUGGCGCUAAUGUGGCGACAGAAAAUGUCCAAACUCGCCGCUUUGAAUGCACAACCUUCGCAGAGAAGCUCGGCAGUGUUAGACUUCAGUGGCUGCUCCUUCAGAGGGAGCUGGACAUCCAGAUUCACAAAGUAGAACACAUCCAUCACGCUUGUGCAGAACGAGAAAGACAUCUGCAGAGACUGCACAGCUGGACGGAACAGCAGAAAAGUAGAAUGAAUCAGUGGAAACAGUCCACUGGUCAAACUUUGGCUCACUAUGCGGUUGUAGAGUUGGAGGUUGAUCUUAGCAGAAUCAAGGAGGUUUCUGCAGCUUUGCAGGAACUGAAAACUGUACAAAUACAUUAUGAGAAGGAAAAGAAGCUCCUGUGUGAUGGGAUCUUCUGUUAUCAAGCAGAGAGUGUGAGAAGGACUUGUGAUGAUCUUUAUCAACAGAUGGAAGAUUUCAAACCAGCUCUUGAAGAAACCGUGGAGAAGUGGACAUGUUUCCACAGAGCUCUGGGGGAUGUUGCCUUGUAUACCACUAGGGCGUGCUGUGCCCUGCAGCAGCAGCAGGCACCACUCUUCUCCCUGCAGCAGGCUGAAGGAUACUUAGGAAUCCUUGAGGACCUCCAGGUGAAGGUGGAGGCAGAGGGAGAGCAAUUUUGGACGGCUGCAGACAAAUCCUACAAGGGGCUUGUGGAAACUCUCCCUGAUGGAUCAGCGCAGCCACUUAGUGAUCAAGUAGAGGAGCUGCGAAAAGGAUCAAAGGACAUUCUCCAAGAGAUAAGAGAUGAGCAGAACAAGAUUAAAGAGACCAUUUCCCUCUGGCAUGAUUAUGUUAACCUUUCUCGGAGCAUUUCUGGACGCCUGCAACACCUGUGGAAUGAGUGGGAGAGGCUGUCAAGUUCUUCACCUGGAAAUGAUGCAGAAGCAUCAGUUUGCUCACUGAAGAGGCUGCAGGAUGCUGCUGAAGAGCUACAGAACAAUGCAGGAGAUGUAGUGGCAGCCUCUAAAGGUCUUCUAGGACGACUUGAACCGUUAUCUGCAAAUUUAAUUAAAUCAGAGGCUAGAUUACUGACCCGUGAUAUCCUGCUGCUGAACCAGGCAAUAUCAGGAAAAAGACAAAAUCUUGAGGAGGAUUUGGAACUAGAGACCCUUGGCUCGUAUGAUGCAGAUCCUCUACAGGCUCUUUUGAAACUUAGCAAUACCGUUCUAUCGCUAGAAGACGUUAGAGAGACGAGUGGCAACAUCAACAUCGACGAGGAGAUGGAGAGAGUUCAGCCAAUCAGCAGGCAGUGGAUGGACACCUUUACCCAGGCAACAGAUGAAAACAAAACCUUGCAAGGCAAGCCUCACAGCACCCGUGACUUUCAAGAAACGAGGGAAAAACUGCAGCGUAUCCAGCAGAACUUGGAGCAAGAAUCAGCAUGCAGAAAAUCUCUGAGUUACUCAAACCUUAAACAGAUACUGAUUGUCCAUCAGAAUCUUCAGGCUGAGGUCAUAAAUGGGCAUCAGCUCCUUCAAGGUCUUCUCUGUGAUGCAGUCAAGGCCACAGAAACUAAAACUGGAGAAAAAAGGUCUGAACUUAUGUGUGAAGCGGCCUGUAUAAGGAGGAGCUGGUCCAGUUCUGUGGCUCUAGCUGCAGAUAACUGGUGUCUGACUAAGGAGCAUCUGAAGCUGUGGAGAAAAUACCAACAUGGUUUUAAACAGCUAAAGAAGCUGUUCAGAGAGGUGGACUCUAUUCUGCCCCCUACAGGACCAUGUCUUCACACAGUGCAGCAGCUGCACUUCUAUCAAAAUGUUCACCAGCUUAUUGACGACUCUCUAGGUCUGCACUCCUCUGUGUACACCCAGACUGUGGAAGCUGGGAACUGUUUGUGUGAAAUCGUUACAGAGUCAGAGAGUCAGAAUCAGCUGCAGUCAGAGCUUCAGGAUCUACAGAAGGCCUGGGAGCGAACCGCCUCCCACCAAAGAAAGAACAGAGAUCUGAUUAAUAACACCGUACAGAUGUGGUCUCGGAGUCAGAAAGAAACAAGCAACAUCUUGUCUGGACUGGACAAGGUGAGCCAUCUGCUUGCUGAAGGGCCAGAAGACUCCAAGGAAGAAGCACACGUCCAGGAGGCUGAGCUCCUUCUGCAACAUUUGGAGGGCGGACUGAGGGAGCUGGCCACCAUGAAGACGGACCUGUCCCAGUAUGUUGCCGCCAGUGACUCUGCUCUGCUGGAGCAACAGCUGGAACUGCUCCACACUCAGUGGGAAGAGCUGUGCUUGAAGGUGUCCUUACGCAGACAGGAAAUCGCUGACCGCCUUGAUGCCUGGACCAUUUUUUAUGACAAGAACAAAGAGUUCUGUGAUUGGCUGAUGCAGAUGGAGAACAAGGUGUGCCACAGUGCAGAUCUGUGCAUAGAGGAAAUGGUGGAGAAACUUAAGAAGGAUUGUAUGGAGGAAAUUAACUUGUUCAGUGAGAACAAGAGCCACCUGAAGCAGUUGGGAGAACAGCUGCUGUUAGCCAGCGACGAGGCCAAGCAGACCCAGGUCUGUGGGUCGCUACAAGAAGUCAAUCAGCGAUGGCAAAACCUCUUUCCGCAAAUUGAAGCCAGGGUGAAGAAGCUAAAGGAGACUCUGGCGAAGUUGCAGCAGCUGGAUAAGAACAUGAGCAACCUGCGCUCAUGGCUUUCACGCAUCGAGGCCGAGCUGUCCAGACCAAUCACCUACAGCGUCUGCCAUGAGAAGGAGAUCCAGAAGAGACUCGCUGAACAGCAGGAUCUGCAGCGGGACAUUGAGCAGCACACGGAAGGUGUAGCAUCAGUCCUCAGUCUGUGUGACACCUUGCUGCAUGAUGAUGAUGCUGCAGGCGGCUUCGAGGCGGAGAGCGACUCCCUGCAGGAAACUAGCCGCAGCCUAGAUCAACAAUGGAGGACCAUCUGUGCUCUGGCGCUGGAAAGAAGGCUCAGGAUCGAGGAAACUUGGACGCUCUGGUGCAAGUUCCUUAACGACUACUCCCACUUCGAGGAUUGGCUCAAGAUAGCCGAGAGAAUGGCUGCCAGUCCAAACUCUGCAGACGUUCUCUAUUCUGUAGCCAAGGAGGAGCUCAAGAAGUUUGAGGUUUUCCAAAGGCAGGUUAAUGAGCGGCUGACUCAGCUGGAACUCAUCAACAACCAGUAUCGCCGCCUGGCCCGGGAGAACCGCACUGACAGAGCCAGCCAGCUGAAAGCCAUGGUCAGAGAGGGCAACCAGCGCUGGGACAGCCUGCACCGCCGGGUGGCUGCCAUCCUACGCAGGCUAAAGUUUUUUACCAGCCAAAGGGAGGAAUUUGAAGGUACCAGGGAGAGUAUGCUUGUUUGGCUGACUGAACUGGACUUGCAGCUUACCAACGUGGAACAUUUUUCAGAGAGCGACGUCCAUCAGAAGAUACAACAGCUCAAUAGUUUCCAAAAGGAGAUCACCCUGAACACUGAGCGUAUUGACGGGUUGAUAGUGUUUGGUGAGGCUCUGAUCCAGAAAAGUUCACCGCAGGAUGCGGCUCUGAUAGAGGAUGAGCUCGAGGAGCUUCACUCUUACUGCCAGGAGGUUUUCAGCAGGCUGGUCCGCUUCCACCAACGUCUGAGUCAGCCCCCGAGGAUCAGAGAGGAACCAGACGUCACUGAUCUCACCUUUUCACUGGAAUCAAGCCUGGAGCUGAUUGGUCGACCGUGGCUUGGAAGGCAAUUAAGUCUGCCGGCCACGCCCACCCACCUGCUCAGCUCUCCUCUGGAGCGUUCAGGGCGGGAGACCCCGGUGAGCGUUGACUCCCUGCCUCUGGAGUGGGACCACACCGGAGACGUGGGAGGGUCAUCAUCCCAUGAGGAUGACGAGGAAGAUGAAGAACACAAAGAUGGGGGGGCUUACUUCAGUGCACUAUCAGUUUCAAGCAGAUCUGUUCUUGAUCAUUCAUGGAGAACACCGGAAACCACAGCAGCUCAUCUGGAAGCAGAGGGACAGGCUGAGCCCAGUCCUGCUCUAACAAGCACUCCUCUGAAGGAUGGUUAUCUGCAGCUCAUGUCCCAGUGCAGCGGCAGCAUCGAGAACAUAAAGAGAGUCUCUCUCAUCCUGGAUGAUGAUGAGGAGCAGCCAGAUGAGUUUGGUUUGACUGGACUGAACGCUUCAGACAACCAAUCAGGUGUGAUUGAACGCUGGGAGCUGCUCCGGGCCCAGUCCAGGUGCAGUCAGCAGUCAGACACUCAGGAUCCUCAGCAGAUUACUGUUGACUUGGACAGAAUUACUUCCUGGUUAGAAAACGUUAUCCCUGAGCUGGACCGCCUGCGGCAGUCAGAACCAGAAGGUGGCAUAGAGGACAUCGAAGUCAGAGCCAAAGAGCUGAAGGAAAUGGAAAAGGUGUUUUGCCACUACAAGACCAUCAUGCUGUCUGUCAACCUGCAGGCCAAAGAGGCACCAGAGCUACAGGACAGACUGACCAGGGUGAACGCAGACUGGAGCAGAGCCUGUACAGGACUGCAGCAGUGGGACCACAGCCUGAGAAAGAAGCUGAUUCGCUGCCAAGAGUUUCAUGAAACCCUUCACUCUCUGCUGCUGUGGCUCCCCUGGGCUGAGAGCAGAUGCUGUGCAGUGGACAUAAAGCACCCAGAAACAAGUGUCAAAGCACUGCAAAAACAACAAAACACGCUGAGGGAGUUGCAGGAGGAGCUGCGAGGCAGACAGGCUAACCAGGCCUCCCUCCAGGCUCUCUGGUCUCAGCUCCAGCCUAAAGACGGUGUAGAGGAGAUGGAUGAAGCCCAGGAGAAGCUGCAUGUGACGUGUAACAAACUGAGGCAGCUCACUAAGAAAGUGGACCGGGACCUCAGCAUCCUGCAGCAGCGCUUGUUGAUUCAGGAUGCUGAUGGUGCUGAAGCAGACACAUCUCAAGAGGCUGACUAUUCCAAAGCAGAAUCCUCCCUUCAAAGGCAAAGAAGGGACUCAUCCCCACCUCGGUCGUUCUUUUACCGCCUCUUCCGGGCCAUCUUCCCCCUCCAGCUCCUGCUGCUGCUUCUUCUGCUCCUCCCCUGCCUGAUUCCCUUGUCAGAAAGCGACUCCAGCUGCACUGUGACCAACAACUUCGCCAGAUCCUUUUACCCCAUGUUGCACUACACCAACGGGCCGCCGCCCACCUAAUAGCGACUUGAAAUGAACGGAAGACAUUUCCCAUGAACGCAUGAGGGACCUUUCAGGAAAAGUAUCAGCCAAAGUAAUAAAAAUAAAAAAGAAAGCAAAACAAAAGUAUUAAAACCCCUUACACUUCCAUUUCAACUAAAUUCAUCAAAGUAUGUUACUUUUUUUUGAAAGAUCAACACAAAG
Cyprinodon tularosa is the source of this 22491-nucleotide messenger RNA. RefSeq names its product nesprin-2-like. Gene Ontology annotation, biological process: signal transduction. NCBI's taxonomy places the organism in Eukaryota, Metazoa, Chordata, Actinopteri, Cyprinodontiformes, Cyprinodontidae. The coding region runs from base 43 to 22308 and encodes 7421 amino acids. Gene Ontology annotation, cellular component: membrane. The record is from RefSeq and is a predicted model, not a curated record. The transcript is spliced from 109 exons. Gene Ontology annotation, molecular function: protein binding.